Messenger RNA from Cyphomyrmex costatus, 2044 nucleotides. RefSeq lists its product as uncharacterized. The record is from RefSeq and is a predicted model, not a curated record. NCBI's taxonomy places the organism in Eukaryota, Metazoa, Arthropoda, Insecta, Hymenoptera, Formicidae. The transcript is spliced from 2 exons. The annotation marks the transcript as partial.
AUGGCGGAAGCACGUGUACAAGCAAUGUUUCACAUCGAGCCGUUUGAUAUCACAGCGAGUUGGCCACGCUGGUUAAGUCGACUCGAAGGGGCUUUUAAACUUUUCAAAGUACCCGCUGAAAAUAAGGUAUCAUACUUAUUACAUUAUAUCGGACCUGCUGCUUUCGAUGUAAUUUGCAACAAAUGCGUGCCAGUGGACCCUUAUGAACAAGAAUACGGGGAGGUAGUUGAAAAAUUACAAGAGUUCUACGCUCCAGCAUCUCUGGAAAUUGCCGAAAAUUUCCGUUUUCAACAACGGCGUCAACUCGAAAACGAAACUAUAUUACAAUAUAUGGCGGCAUUACAGAAACUAAGCAUUAACUGCAAUUUUGGAACGUAUCUCAAAACAGCGUUAAGGAACCAAUGCGGUAAAGGACAUUUAGCUACACAGUGCACAUUAAGUCGCGAUAUCAAAUGUCAUGCUUGUGGAAAUAAAGGGCAUCUCCAAUCAGUGUGUUUUAAAAACAAAAGCCAAACACAUCAAUUAGAGGACAUUCUCAGUACAACAUGUCAGGAUAAUAUUAUGAUUUCACAAUUAGAACAAGGUGAAUACAAAGGUAAAUUCAUCACACGAUUACAGGUAAAUAAUAAAAAUAUAGAUUUUGAAGUAGAUAGCGGAGCGGCCGUAACAAUAGCAAAUAAAGGUCAAAUGCUCAAUUUGUUUCCAAAUUCGAUCAUACAUCCAACGAACUUACAAUUAAUGACUUUCUGUGAAAACACGUUACAAACCGUAGGGUUCAUCGUAGUAAAUGUUAAAUACGGAAAUGUGAAACGCAAAUUAAAUAUUUAUCUUACAAAGGUAAACAGAAAACUGUUAUUAGGCCGCGAAUGGCUACGCCAACUUUUACAUUGUACAGCUCUUAAGGAAUUAUCAUUAAGUACUCAUUCAGAAGAAUUACUAAUGGUAAAUACAAACCAGCAAUUAGAAAAUAUCUUACAAAAAUAUAAAAGUAUUUUCGAAGAAAAUCUUGAUUCUAUUAAAGAUAAAAAAGCUCAUUUAACACUAAAGAAAAAUUCACAACCUAUUUUUCUCAAACAUCGCACAGUACCUUUUAAAUUGUUGCCACUAGUGGAUAAGGAAAUAGAAAAUUUAGAAAGCGCUGGAAUUCUAGAAAAAAUUAAUACUUCUGAAUGGGCUACACCCAUCGUACCAGUCUUAAAAGAAGGGGGAAAGAUUAGGAUAUGUGGAGAUUAUAGCGUUACACUUAACCCUAAUUUAAUUGUUGAUGAUCACCCUUUACCUACAAUUGAUGAACUUUUCUCCGAAAUGGCGGGUGGAACAUCAUUUUCAAAAAUUGAUUUGAAGCAGGCUUACUUACAGUUAGAGGUUAGAAAAGAAGAUCAACAGUAUCUUACAUUAAACACACAUCGUGGAUUAUACAAACCUACAAGACUAAUGUACGGAAUAGCCUCUGCCCCAGCUAUCUGGCAACGAGAAAUUGAGAAUAUCUUAAAAGAUAUUCCAGGAGUUACAGUUUUCCUGGACGACAUUAAAGUGACAGGCACAAACGAUACGGAACAUUUACACAGACUAGAAUUAGUUUUUCAACGAUUGCACGAAUAUAACAUAAAAGUUAAUCUAAAGAAAAGCGAGUUUUUUGUGGAUAAAAUUGAAUAUUCCGGAUACAUAAUAGACCGUCAGGGAAUACACAAAGAUAAAAAGAAAAUAGAAGCAAUAGAACAUAUGCCAAUUCCAAAAAACGUGUCCGAAGUUAGAGCAUUUAUAGGUUUUGUAACUUAUUACAGCCGUUUUAUUAAAAAUCUCAGUACAAUUUUGUAUCCAUUGAAUAAAUUACUACAUAAAGAAACUCCAUUUCUUUGGACACAAGAAUGUGAUACUGCUUUCAAAAAGGCAAAAGAAGUUUUUCAAAACAACGAAAUAUUAGCUUAUUACGAUCAAAAAAAACCGCUAAUUUUAGCUACGGAUGCCAGUUCUUAUGGUGUAGGGGCUGUUCUAUCACACAUAUAUCCAAAUGGAACGGAAAGAGCGAUACAAUACGCGUCAU